GGGCGCGCCUCCCACCACCCCGGGGCGCGGCCUCGACGGCGGCACGGCCGCUCCGCACCCGCACCCUCACCCUCGUCCUUCCCCGCAGCAUGGAGCGCCGUGUGGCCCGGGAGUUCCGCCACAAGGUUAAUCUGCUAAUUGACAAUGAAGCGGAGAAGGAUUACCUUUAUGAUGUGCUGCGGAUGUACCACCAAUCUAUGAAUCUUCCAGUGCUUGUGGGGGAUCUAAAACUCGUGAUUAACGAACCAAGCAGGUUGCCUCUAUUUGAUGCUAUCCGCCCACUUAUUCCAUUAAAACACCAGGUGGAGUAUGAUCAGCUCACACCCAAAAGAUCAAGAAAGCUGAAAGAAGUGAGAUUGGAUCGCUUGCAUCCUGAAGGACUUGGGCUAAGUGUGAGAGGUGGAGUGGAAUUUAGCUGCGGCCUCUUUAUCUCCCAGUUAGUUAAAGGAGGACAAGCAGACAGUGUUGGACUUCAGGUUGGAGAUGAGAUAGUUCGUAUAAAUGGAUAUUCCAUCUCGUCAUGCACACAUGAGGAAGUCAUAAACCUCAUUCGCACAAAGAAAAUAGUGUCCAUAAAAGUAAGACAUAUUGGAAUGAUACCUGUCAAAAGUUCAGCAGAUGAACCCCUUAAGUGGCAAUAUGUGGACCAGUUUGUGUCGGAAUCUGGGGAAGGAAAGGGCAGUGUUGCUGGUCUUGCUUCUUCUGGAGGGAGAGACAAUAAAGAGAAGAAAGUCUUCAUUAGCUUGAUUGGUACAAAAGGCAUGGGAUGCAGUAUUUCCAGUGGUCCAACACAAAAACCAGGCAUUUUUAUCAGCAACGUUAAGCCAGGUUCUCUUUCAGCAGAGGUGGGCUUAGAGGUUGGUGAUCAGAUUGUCGAGGUAAAUGGAGUGGACUUUUCUAAUGUGGAUCAUAAAGAGGCUGUCAGAGUGCUCAAAAGCAGCCGUACUUUGACUAUCUCUGUGGUAGCAGGCGCCGGAAAAGAGCUGUUUAUGACUGAAGACGAGAGGCAGAGGGAAGCACAUCUUCAUGAGCAGGAACGCCAGGAGUUAAUGCAUCAGAAGCGGCUUGCGCUGGAAACUAACAAAAUCAUCAAAGAGCAGCAAGAGAAAGAGAGAUUAAGAAAAAUUGAGAUUUCCCAGAAGGCUGCAGAGGAAGAAGAGAGAUAUCGCAGAGAAAUAGAGCAGAUAACAGCAGAGGAAGAAAAAUUUAAAAAGGAGUGGGAAGAAGACUGGGGGCCUAAAGAGCCUCCCAAAUCUCUAAAAACUGUAACUGCAGAAGUGCACUCUGCCCCUCAUUCUAAACACAAAAAAGAUUUAAAGGGAGUUGCACAUGACCAACUUGACACAGAUGACAUGGAUGAAGUGAUCAUGAAGCAGGACAAACAGGUAUCUGAAACAGAACGAGAAGACCUGGAAGAAUCAGAAAAGGUGCAGCAUUGGGUGGAAAGACUUUGUCAGACACGGUUAGAACAGAUUUCCUCUGUGGAGAAUGAGUCUCCUGAGUUGGCAAGUGGACGUCCUUCGGCAUCUCCCUCUGCCACAUCAAUGCGGCGGUUUGCCGGUGGCCUGCAGCUUCAUACUACAGAUCUUGAUGACAUAAAUUUAGAUGAAGUUGACAAACAAGUGGCACCACCUCCACCCCCGCCUGCUGUUACUCCAGUAUCACCAGGUCAUCCACUUCCCACAUCCAGUGUUCCACUUUCAAGAGGUCCGGCGCUGGCAGUACCACCAGCUUCCCAGGUUGUAAGAAACACCUCCCAUGUCGGAAAAGGAUCUUCUGUGUCAAGCAGUCCGCUGCAACUUGCUCCAAGUCCACCCACCCAACGACAUCCAGGGGUACCAAUAGUCUCUAAACCAGUCAUGCUGCAUCCUGACCCAAACUUUAUGGUCAGGCCAACAAUCAAAUCUGAAGCCCUGCCACAAGAGAUGUUUAAAAGGAUGGUGGUUUACAAUUCGUCAUUUAGAUCUAACAAAAAACAAGGCUUCCAGAAAUAUUUGGAAGACUUUGAUCCACAUUCAAUGUUUACCCCUGAGCAGAUUAUGGGAAAAGAUGUACGGCUAUUACGCAUUAAAAAGGAAGGAUCAUUAGACCUUGCAGUUGAGGGAGGAAUUGAUUCUCCCAUUGGAAAGAUAGUAGUCUCUGCCAUCUAUGAGGGUGGUGCUGCAGACAAGCAUGGAGGCAUAGUGAAAGGAGACGAAAUACUGGCUGUAAAUGGCAAGAUAUUAAUUGACAGCACGCUGGCAGAAGCACAAGCAACUCUAGCAGAGGCUUGGAACAUGGGUGGGGAUUGGAUUGACUUAGUCAUUGCAGUGUCACCUCCAAAGGAAUAUGAUGAUGAAAUGACAUUUUUUUAAAGUACGGAAGGUUACACUUAAGAAAUGAAGUCUUUCCCCUGCAGACACCUGCUGCUCUGAAAAUUAAUAGGAUAUCAACAGCCACAUAAAAUGCAUUUUUAUUUGAAAGAAAUGUGAACAGUCAGAUCUGGAAGUUGAACUAGAGACUUCAUGUUCUUUAGGUAAUUUGAGUAAUUUCAAAUCAUUUUGUAAACAUACACAAAGAAAUUGUUGUAAGCACACUGAGAAGGACAGACAGUAAGCAUAACUGUAUCUGUGAGAACUCAAAAUCAAUUUUUCUGUAUUUUGGGAAGACAAAUUUUGGAAAUUAUCUUCCAGUUUUCCCAAAAAUAAAUACCAAAAUGACAAAUGAAGAUGGAACACAGAUGUCUGUUCCCACAUGCAACAUUUGUGAUUACACGUUCACAGGCCAGUCUGGGUGUGAGAAAGCUUAUAUUUUUACUCUGUACAUAGUGAUUUUCCAUGGGGAAGUGGGGACGUAUAUGAGUAAUUUCUGUUCUCACUGAUAUCCUUGUAGCUCUCUUAAUGUCUGUUUCUGUUGCCCAAUUGUGAGUUGUUUUGAUUAUGAAAAUCCUGCCUGUAGAAGGGCUUCUAUACCAGUUAUACCAGGAGUGUGAGCAUUAUAUGGAGUAAUUUUGGUGAUGCUUCUAUGGUAUAAAGAGUCUUCUCUACCAGCAAAGUAAAUAGCUAGCAAGUAGUCCAGAUAACAUCAUUAUGUGUUGUCAGUUAUGGUACCAAGAAUUGUGUUGGUGGUAAAAAUUAAUCCCUGAUAUAGUCAAGGGUGGAAAAUUUCGGUCCGAUUCACAGUCUGUACUUAAGUACUUCGUUCUCAGUGGGUCUACACACAAAUAAAUUUGCAGUCAGUAAGAGUAACAUUUCACUGUUUGUUACUGUUUUCUGUUUAAGUAACUUCCUCCAGACCAUAACAUCCAUAUUAACCUGACUUUAAAUAAGUCUGAUUACAGUUGUAGAUGUAGUCUUUUCUUUAUAUUGUCAAGGUGUCUCCCUGGAAAUGUAACAGUUCUCCUUCCUUCCUCGGAUCUGCCAGUUUGUAUACCAUUUUUCAUAGUGUGUUUAGAUUUUUCUUAUCUGGACUAAUGAGAGCUAAAAUUUAAAGUUCUUUAGCAUAUCAAAUUCCUGCUGAAGUCUUGCCAUUUCAACAUUUGGAAGCCCUCCUUUCUGUAACACAGGAGAAUAACAAUUACAUUCCUGAGAAGUCUGUAUUUGUAUGGAGAUAAACAAUUAUGUUGACUUCCUUUGUUUUAUUCACGGUUUUGUUCCAGUAUGCCAAUGAUGUUGUCUGGCAGGAUACACAUGUUCAAGUUUUCAACAUUCUAACACUGUAACUCUCCCAACUAAUCUAGAAAUAAAAUCAUAU
Cygnus atratus (black swan) is the source of this 3732-nucleotide messenger RNA. RefSeq names its product USH1 protein network component harmonin (gene USH1C). Gene Ontology annotation, biological process: inner ear morphogenesis; inner ear receptor cell stereocilium organization; sensory perception of sound. The record is from RefSeq and is a predicted model, not a curated record. The transcript is spliced from 26 exons. Gene Ontology annotation, cellular component: cilium; photoreceptor inner segment; stereocilium tip. Lineage: Eukaryota; Metazoa; Chordata; Aves; Anseriformes; Anatidae. Gene Ontology annotation, molecular function: protein binding. Bases 90 to 2354 code for a protein of 754 amino acids.